AUGUCUCCUUCUUGCUACGCCAGCUCUGAUUCAAGUAUCCAAUAUCAAGAUGCAUUGAGUAACGUGGGCCGGACCCACAAUGACGACCAUUACAGUAGAGAUAGUCGACUCGAAAAAAGCUUUGGUGAUCUUGGACAUGCACCUGGUGUAUCGAAUGAUUUGCACCACCAAGAUGAAGAUGCACACUCGGAACGUAGCAACAGCCCUGAUGGUAGCCACUGUUUGGUAGCUCGAGCCAUAGAAGUUCCAUCUAUAUUCGACGAAACAGAAUACAAAGGCAAAAGUCAAAGCAAUGCGCCCGAGAGUAAUGAAAAUAAGAGUGAUAGCGGGAUGAUGUCUGCUACAAUGAACGGGUUCAAGCGCAAAAUAGCAGCAGCUCGACUUUUGUUUGAUGAAGUGGGAAGGAAAUCACAGACAGGCCUGGCAAAAUCAGGAAGCCAGACCUUGUAUGAUAAUGCCAAGUCUCAUGGCGAGUCUCAACAUGGACCACCUACAAAACAUAGCUCGAACCUUGGAACCAGAGAUGAUCAAGCUAUACCGCAAGCAGAAAGAUCUUUCUUUGACUAUAGUGGACACACUAGCGACUGGCGUAAGAAACAAAGAAACAAUUUGGAAGCAGACCUCAGUCCUGCGCAGAUUGCAUCAGGAAAACACGCACACGAAGAUGAAAUGUGGGAUCUAAACACCUCGAAGAAGCGGCGUGGAAGUGUCAUACCACCUCUUGGCAAAAUGUCACCUAUAAGAGAGUGUACAAGUGACGAUGAAGAUGGGCCAGACGUGAUCGGCUCGUGGCCCAAAGUUUCAUUUGACUCUCGUACAUCAAGGCGGGAAACGCCUCAAAAGGAUGAUCCCGUGAAUUACAAUUCUCAACGCGGGUCUCAAGAUGUACCACAUAAAGCACCUCAAUGCUCUCAACAAGUCCCACCUACAGUACCUCAUCAGCAACUACCUACAGUACCUAGCUCAAGCCUUCGCACCAAAGAGGAUCAAGCUAUACCAGGAAGAUCAUUAUUUGACUAUGGUGGACAUGCUAGCGACUGGCGUAAGAAAAGAAGAAACCAUUUAACAGCAGACCUCAGUCCUGCGCAGAUUGCUUCAGGGAAACACGCCCGCGAGGAGGAAACAUUUGAUCCAAACGCCUCUAAGAAGCCACGUGGGAGAGAUUUUCUGAGUGAUGAUGAAGACGAUUCAAACAUCAUUCACCCACGGCCCAAUCUCUCAUCUGACUCCGGCGCACCAAGGCAGGAAAUAACUCAAGAGAAUGAUCCUGCCAAUUGUAGUCCUCAUUGCGAUUUUCAACGUCAAUCACCUACAGCACCUCAGUAUGAAUCAUCUCACGUACCUCGAUGUGGACCACCUACAGCACAUACCUCAAAUCUUGGUGCCAGAGAUGAUCAACCUAUACCGGGAGAUUCUACGAGUGAUGAUGAAGAUGAGGCAAAUACCAUUCAACCACGGCCCAUUAUCUCAUCCAGUAGUAACUCUGGUGCACCAACGCAGGAAAGACCUCCAGAGAAUAAUCCCACGAAGCAUCAUACUCAUUUCCCUCAACAGCAACCACCUACAGUACUAAGCUCAAGCCUUCGCACAAAAGAGGAUGAAGCUAUACCAGGAAGAUCUCUAUUUGACUAUAGUGGACACGCUAGCGACUGGCGUAAGAAAAGGCGAAACUUUUUGAAAGAAGAUCUGAGUCCCGCUCAGAUUGCAUCAGGGAAACAUGCCCGCGAGGAGGAAAUAUGUGAUCCAAAUGACUCUAAGAAGCCACGUGGAAGAGGAUUUGCCAAAGUCAAUGAAGAGGAGCAAGGGGUGAUUGGUUCACAAACCCAUCAUGACUCUCAUGAAGCAAGGCACGAGAGAACUAGAGGGAAUAAUGAAGACGAAUUUGGAAGAAGUGACACGAGCCGCACACAGCCUAAUAUCUCAGCCACGGACUCUCAAUUGGAAAGGAUGGGGGCUUCUCGAGAAUCCUUCCCAAAAACAUCCGUCGAAAAUUCAAGCAAGACUCAACCAAGUUUUGUCCAAUAUAGAUCAAUAAAGGCACAGGGCAAACAGCGCGAAAUCACACCAGAUUCUCUUCGUAAGGAAAUUCAUCUGCUGGAUCUUGCUGCAUCAGGAUUCUUUACUGAUUCAUCACAUACGUCAAAUUUAGGUGACACUGUAAGUGCUGAUGAAGGUGUGUCUGCAAGUAGCCGCAUUCGCCGCUCACCACCCGAAUCACAGCCCAAUCUGACCACGGACUCUCAAUUGGAAAGGAUGGGGGCUUCUCGAGAAUCCUUCCCAAAAACAUCCGUCGAAAAUUCAAGCAAGACUCAACCAAGUUUUGUCCAAUAUAGAUCAAUAAAGGCACAGGGCAAACAGCGCAAAAUCACACCAGAUUCUCUAUGUCAGGAAAACCAUUUGCUUGUUCUUUCCGCUUCAGAACCCCUUGCUUAUUUAUUUUGCACACUACCUUUAGAUGAACCUGCAAGUUCUGGUGAAAAUGUUCCCAGUAGUCACACCCACCGCUCACAAUCUAAUAUCCCCUAUGGCUCUCGUCCAGGAAGGAAUACUGAGACUACGCCUCCACCAAACAAUUGUCACAACUAUAUAUAUGAUGAUGAUGUAUCAUCAAGAAAUUAUUCACAACAAAUAGUUUUGGUGGAGUCUCAACACAAACCACCACCACUUACAAUACCCACCUCUAGAUUUCGCACCAAAGAGGAUCAAGUUAUGACAGGAAGUUCUUUAUUUGACCAUGCUGGACACUCUCGUGACUGGCGUAGGACUCGACGAAGAGGAAGAGAUCUGAGUCCUGCGCAAAUUGCAUCAGGCAAACACGCACGCGAGGACGAUCCAUGUGAUCUAAAUACCUCCAAGAAGCCACGUGGGAACACGAUCCCAGCUAUCAGUAACUUGGUUUCAUAUAGAUUACCUGCCAAAUCAGACGAGCCACAUCUCAACUCCUUCUUUUUCAUUCAACAUGAAUCUCAGAUUUCCACCCCCAAAAAAACAGUCACGUGGGAUGAUGAACGUCCUCUGAACUUCAACCACUCAGCUCAACAAGACUCGGACUACAGGGUCCCAGUAUCACCAUCAAUAGCAGAUUCAAGAAUGUCUAUUUGCACCCCUCCCCGCACAACUUCCCUCAGCCAUACACGUCAACCUAACAGCUCUCAAAGCCAGUCUUUGGCUUCACUCCAUAUGCAGCCGGCCACACCGUCACAUCAGAGAACACAAUUCUUUUCUAGAGAUGUUCAUAGAAAGAAAACCCACGAUCAACGUCAGACUCGCUUUUCAACCUUGCAAUACGCCGAAAAGCACCACAAGAACCCCCAUAUUCCACCCCCUCCCGUUGACAAGUAUCAGCAAGAUACGGACACACCCCUGCCCAGUGAUCAACAAAUGGCGCCUUCAACCUCUCACUUGAUGGAAACUAGGCAGAGAUCUUUUUCCCCGAUGUCUUGGUCUAAUGAGGCUCCAGGAAAUUUGGAUCAUUCUCUAUACGAGUUGCACCAGUCUACAGAUUGUCCUAGGAGUAGUUACAUGCAGGAACACCGCCCCAGAAAUGUGGAAAGCAAUGCUCUGCCCUCCUACUCCCACCCUUCAGAUCAAACAGACCCAACAAACAAUUUCGUUCCUACUCGACGACCCUCAACCAUGCCAGUUGGGCCUUCCAUCUUGCACCCAAACCAUGGAAAUCCAACAGCCGUACAUGAACCGCUCAUUCCUUCUCGGCGACCCUCAAACACGGAAAUUAGGCCUUCAAUCUCGCACCCAUACCCUGAAGGUCCAACAGACCUACAUGAACCUUUUGGUUCUACUCGUCGACCCUCAAACACGAAACUCAGGCGAUCAAUCUCGCGCCCAUACCCUGAAGAUCCAAGAAACCCACAAGAGGAUUCUACCCGUACACACCGGCUAGGAAGUACACGAACCAGACCUUCAGCCUUGCGCAAUACCCCGGCAGAUGAAACAAACUCGGAUAGUAGAUACAUGCAUAUACCUGGAGCUCCAGACACGCAUUGCCAACCUCUGUCCUCACAAUCUUAUCCUACAAAUCCACCCAACACACAAAGCCGGCCUUCAACCUCUCGCACAACAGGAAGACACAUAGAACGCUCCCAAUCUCCUAUAGCCCACUCAGAUGGCUCAAACUCCAAUAGUAGAUCAAUGCAUAUACGUGGAACUUCAAAUGCACACCAUCAACCUUCAUCAUCACGAUCUUAUUCUACACAUCCACCGAACACACAAAAACGUGCUUCAACCUCUCGCGCUGCAGGAAGACACAGAGAACGCUCCCAAUCUCCUAUAGCCCACUCAGAUGGCUCGAACUCCAAUAGUAGAUCAAUGCAUAUACGUGGAACUUCAAAUGCACACCAUCAACCUUAUUCUACACAUCCACCAAACACACAAAGCCGUCCUUCAACCUCUCGCGCUGCAGGAAGACACAGAGAACGCUCCCAAUCUCCUAUAGCCCACUCAGAUGGCUCGAACUCCAAUAGUAGAUCAAUGCAUAUACGUGGAACUUCAAAUGCACACCAUCAACCUUCAUCAUCACAACCACCAAACACACAAAGCCGUCCUUCAACCUCUCGCGCUACAGGAAGACAUAGAGAGCGCUCCCUAUCUCCUAUGGCCAAUUCAGACGACUCGCCCCAAGAUAUCAAUACGAGAAAUGCCAACACUUGUGAUACCAAUGAUUCUGAUCCCGAAAAUCCACAUUCUGAUGACCCCGAUUCCGAUCCUGAUUCUGAUCCCGAGUCAGAUGAAUCAAUCUCAUUGGCUGAGAAUGUCAAGUACAAGAACAAACGACGUUGCCGCAAUGCGAAAAAAACGAAAGACCGCCAUGGUGAACUUGGCAGAGAAAAAGCCUCAAAACCGGCCAUCCUAUCUCAACAUGAGAAAUUAUCGGUAGCAAUUAUUGACUAUGUCAAACUACUCCUAGGCAUAACUCGUAAGCCUCGCCGUGCAAAAAUAACCUUUGUCUCUUCUCUCCCUGCGCCUCCUUCGGAGGAAGAGAUCGAAACAUGGGUACAACGCCGCAUCGAAAGCACUGUCAAGAUAUACAAAGAAGUAUCCUGA
Molecule: messenger RNA, 5061 nt
Organism: Melampsora larici-populina 98AG31
Lineage: Eukaryota; Fungi; Basidiomycota; Pucciniomycetes; Pucciniales; Melampsoraceae
Exons: 27
Coding region: 1-5061 (1686 amino acids)
Source: RefSeq, a predicted model, not a curated record